AAGAGGGGCGCAAGUUUCGAAAAUAUGGCGUAGAUAUCUCGUUUCUGUUAUUGUUGUGGAUUAUUAUUGUUUUCCCCACUGCUGGAGGCCUUGUCAAACUUGUUUAUGCAGAACCCAUUGGUUUUAUGAGAGCGUUAUUCACGACCAUUAUUAUUAAUGACUUGAAUUCAACAUUUUGCUAAUGGAUGUCGACACAGAAGCAUCUUUGCCAUGCGUGACUUCGCGUGAUCAUCGUUUCGUGUCUGCUAAAAGGCCAAGAACAGAUGAAACAGGUCAACAUCAUUGUCCCGCAAACUCACGCGAUGGUUUUCACCAACACGAAACCGAGAACGGCUUGUUCUCGAAGAGAUCUGACGCAUCGCAAAUGCCUGCUGGGUGCUCUUGGCAGGGCUGUCGUAGAUUUUUGACAAUCCACGCUGGUUGUUCAAUUUUUGAGUCCGAAGAUUGUCGACCUAAAGGUGAAACCCUGUACACGCCUUUGCGGGAAGAUGUCAUCAUUAACACAAGAAAUAUUGAGCAGUUUACUUUUGCAAAUGGUUCUUUCUUUAUUGGCGACGAGUCAUCAAGAUUCAGGAAGACUGUACAAGGUAAGCUAUAUAGCUACUAAUGGCAAGAGAAGUGGCGCACGAUCGGACACGGUCUUAAAAUCUUUUCUAGAUCACUCCCGCGAACACGCCUUCCCCCCACCCCAGCAUGUUUUUGGAAGAUUUUAACACUUGCAUCAAGAAUAAGAUUUUUUAAAGAAAUUAGUGAACAAGUGGAUUAUGUAAUGCAUAUUUCCUUUAAAAACAGUUCAUUGAUUUUGAUAAUAAUUAGAUACCGUAUGGGGUAUGUGAUCAUAGCAUUGGAAUGUCAGCUACUGUACCAAUAAUAUUAUUGUGUAUUGUGUAAUUACUAGUUUGUAUGUGUGUGUCCAGAUCUACAUCUUUGUAUACUGUGUAUUGCAAAUGUUAUGCUUUGAAGCAUAAUAUACUUACAAGUAAUAAUGAUAAUUUACUGUUUGAUUAUAUAACAAUAAUUAUUCAUUGGAGUGGAGGUGGAUAGUAGCCACUAGCCACUGAUCAUGACACUGAGGUGAAUAAUUGUUUUAGUAUAUACUAAAACAGUGAGAUAAUUGAGCGCAACAAUGAUGAUUUUUAAACUCAUUUAUUGUUGCCAACGAUUACAAUUUUCGCAUGCAAUGACUGAACGGUUGCGGUCAUCGCUUUUUCUUGCCAACAAAUAAAAUGUUGAAGGCAUUUGUUUAGCUCUUGCGGGGAAAUUCCUUCAAAAGGAGUUGUGAAUUCUUUUUUUCAACUAAAUAAAGCAACGCAUUUGAAAAACGAAAAACUUUCUCACGGGUUUUAUAUAAAUUCAAGUCAAAAAUACAAAGCUUUACCUGUUAAAACUUCCAAACCGAACUUUGUCACCUUCUUCGUGUAUUUCGGGAACAGCUUGCUUGAUUAGUUAUGAAAUUUCUUUGUUUGUUACGGCAACAAACCGGGAGGGCAUUUUGCUAGCAACUUACAUGAGUUUGGCAUUGCUCACUUGGAGGAACUGGAGGUGAAUCAGUGAAUAGCACAGGAAAUUCAUUGAUUGAGUAGCCAAUCAGAGUGCGCAAAAAACACUAUCCACUGUUUUAGUGUAUACUGAAAACAAUAUUAUUGGAUGAGGUUUCUGUGAUAUCCGGAUUAAUCAAGGCCGAGGUAAGUGUUAUCAGCUGGCUCGGCUGAUAACACUUACCGAGUCCUUGUUAUUGGAAAUUAUGCAUUGCACGCACAACCUACAGAUUAGUCAAUUAUCUGCUAGCAGAUAACCAACUAAUCUGUAGGUUGCGCUGAUUUCCAAAGUUAGCUGUAGGCUCUCAGCCAAGGAGAAGACAGAUAGUGAGUACAAUGUGUAAUAGCUGGAAAGUUUUUCCCAACAGCGCACACUCUCAUUGGUUACUUUGAGGUCACAUGACAUCUCACAAAGAAACUGUUCCCCCCCACCCCCCCCCCCAAAUUUCUGAGUGGGAAACAUUGCAAAAUCUGUAAUGUCAGAGGGUAACAGUGUGUUACUUACAAAUGUUCAACAAUGACUGCAGUUAGAGCGAGGUUUAAUGAAUUUCCACCUUCAAAAUUUCCAGCUAAAGUCAACUCCCUUAAUAGUGGACCCUGUAGGGACCUCGAGCUAGUGUCCUCAUUGAUGAGAGUCCGUAAGAGUCUAUUUCAGUCAAACCUAAUUAUGGGGGUAGUAAUAUAUAGUUAUAUGUAUUUUUGUUUAUUGUUAGGUGUCUGCUUGAAUAUGUGGAGAUUUGACAGUCAGGCAAAAAAGCUUUACAUCUCAAGAUCAUUUGUGUUCUCAAAUCCACAGGUUAGUGAUACACUCAUGUAAUGGAAGGUAACAGUACUUGUACUAGUGGAUAACCAAGACACUCACAAAGACUGUUAAAUAUGAAUAGACCCAAAGAUACAUUACUGCGCUUUUCACAAACAUGGGAAUUCUGAAGUUCAAAAGCCAACUGACGAUUGCGUUUUUCACUGUCGUCAAUCAUUGUAACAAACCUCUUAGGAAACAAAACUUUACUUUAACGGGUUCAAAAGGUCAUGGUUUGUGAUUUGGGAUUGGUGGAUUUCAAUCCGUUUUGUGUGUUUCUGUGUUUCAAGGUUCGUUGCUUGUGAUGGUAAUUUUGAUUGAUGGCAGCGAAAAACACAAUUGUGACGGUGGCUUUUGAACCUUAGAGUUCGCAUGUUUGUGAAAGGCGCAGCAAAAUAUUAUUUCUCAAAAUUUGUACUCGACACUGAGGUUAAGGGGGAUAAAAUAAAAUAAAUUACCUCAAGCGAGUGAAUAAUGAAGUCAUGUCUCUAUAGUUCUAUUCAGGUAGGCUCCACCCCAAUGAGUAAGCCCAUUACCCUUUUAUAUACCAUUUUUAUAGGCUCCUCUUUCAUGUUCCUUCUAUCGAUAAUGGUGACCCUUUCAUAUAACUAGUUUAGAAUGCUGCAUCCUUUUUAACUGUUGUAAAUGUAGUGCCUUUUAAAUAUGAAUAAAUCACUUAACCUGGAAAUACACUUGACAUCUUCACAGCCAAAAAAUGCAUCUGUCAGCCCUUUUUGGGUCCUUUUACAGACCAAAAUGACAGAGACUUUCCAACCCUUUUAUAUACUUCAAUGAGUGAAAUCCUCUCCCUUUUAUAUUCCUGUGGCCUAAAAAAAGGUACCCCUUUAGGGUGGAGCCUCCCCAUAUAGGCCGUAAUGGGGAGUACCUUCCCCCAAGGGUAGCACACAGGCUACCCAAGGGAACAUCUUUUGUUGGUUUUCUUGUAGCCACACUUUGUUCUAGUUGUGACUAUUGGGAGAUUUUACUAUUGCAAUUGUCAAGUAUUGCAAUAGGCCACAUAGAUAUUGCAAUAGCAUUGCGAUAAGGGAGGUACUAUUGCGAUAGUGGUGCCAUAGUUUUCGCGAAUAUCUGUUUGUACUUAAUGCCUUAUAUGUAAAGAAAUGACUAAGAAGUGGUGGUCAUACUGCUCCAGUGUUCUCCCCAGGUAUUUCAGGCCAGGUGGGCCUCCUGGCUUGAUUCAUUGAAAAAUCGUUGCCGCCUGGCUUAAAACUGAAGAAACCUUAUGCAGUUAAACAUCUGGAACUGGGAUCCUGUCCAUAAGUAAAGAAAAAACACUCAAUAAAGUUAUUGAAACAUUGCCUAGUGUUUUUUCAUCGCACUUUUUCUCGCAAUUGAUAAGGUUUUAGCUCAUUUACUUUCAUGAAACCUGCCGCAAUAUAGUCUGCUGUUUUUUUCAUUGAACGGCGCUGUUAGCGAUAAAUUCAAGGACAUUUUAAGGGAUAUUACAUGAAAUACUAAACUAAAUUCCCACGUGGGUGGAAGGUUGUCCAAAAAUAACUGCGGAAUAGACUAAGCAACAAGAUCUUGAAUAGAUUAGGAUUUUGUCAGAAUGCCCCCUGGCCUUCCAAAGAUCCUGGGGAGAGCACUGAUACAAUACUGGUACUAUGCAGUUCAAGAAUCAAGACACUAAAACAUUCUAGGACGGUAGAUUUUUUUCAGGUUCUUUUUUACUGUUAUUGUGACCUUAAGAAUUAAAGAUGGGUAAAAAAGGGUGCCUUUAUUAUCCAAAGAAGUCAAAACGUUAGUAGUAUAGAAAAUAUUGAAACUAUUGAUAGUUUGCUACAUCAUGAUUGUUAUCGAUGUUUCAUUUUUGCUAUCGCAGCGUUAAUAUUGCUUAUUUGUUUUUUUUUUUCUUUCAGGAAGCUCAAGGAAUUAAGAGAAUUUUGGAGUCUAUGUAAAACUGAGUAGACACUAUUUAAUUUUAACCAAUAGGAUGCAUAUGGUUAUAAAACUGUUGAAUAAUUUUGUAGACAAAUAUUUUGGACACCAGUGGUGUAUUUUUCUAUUUUGAGUAUGAAUAAGGGCCUAAGUGCAUUUUAUUUCUUUUUUGUUGUUGUUUAUUGGAGAAUUUUGAUGUCUCUGAGGUAACAACCCAACCCCACCUCCAAACUUAACAAAUACAGAAGGGU
Porites lobata is the source of this 4487-nucleotide messenger RNA. NCBI's taxonomy places the organism in Eukaryota, Metazoa, Cnidaria, Anthozoa, Scleractinia, Poritidae. The record is from the annotation of a GenBank genome assembly.